AUGGGUGGUCAAAUACACUCUUUAGAAAUAAAUAGUCAAAUACACUCUUUAGAAAUAGAUGGUCAAAUACACUCUUUAGAAAUACAUGGUCAAAUACACUCUUUAGAAAUAGAUGGUCAAAUACACUCUUUAGAAAUAGAUGGUCUUGCACGAGUCCGAUAG
This is a messenger RNA of Lottia gigantea (owl limpet), 162 nucleotides long. RefSeq lists its product as hypothetical. Bases 1 to 162 code for a protein of 53 amino acids. The transcript has a single exon. The record is from RefSeq and is a predicted model, not a curated record. Lineage: Eukaryota; Metazoa; Mollusca; Gastropoda; Lottiidae.